UCCUCUGAAUUGAAGGCAAGUUUAUUACUACAUUGAACUUUGAUUCCUUCCAAUAGAAGUUGUCUAAAAUUAUCUUUGAGCUUUGACAUAUCUUUCUCCGAACUGUAGUGAAUCACUGUAGCCUAAUAAUCAAGCGGUGUUUGUCAACUCUAUGGUAAAGCUUGCGGUUUCUCCCUACGAGCUGAGAGAGAGUGAUUGAGCAACCAUUGAUGACGUCAUGCUGGGGGUUUUCCCUGUGGGUCCGUUGUGCAUGCGCGUGACAUCUUGACCUCGUAAUGUAUUGAUCUCACACAUCACAAAAUGCACAAACCAUCAACGAACUAAGUAGACGCAAAGUAUCCAGGCCAGGCAGCAGAGAGUAGCAACAAACAGUUAGCAAAGUUAUGUUUGUUUUAAAUUAAAAAGUGCCCGAGCACAGAACAGGAAUUGAGAUAGAUACACGAAUGUCUCGACAGUAGCCGUGGACAUUUCUCCAUGAUUUUGUGACUGCCUGUGUGCCGCUCUGUGAGUGUGAGCAUGGAGGAAUAAGUUAGUCCUCCAAUGGUGGGAGUUGGUCUUCUUGGAAGCUUGUUUAGUCAUCACACCACACGACGAUGUCGGUGCAGUCACUUGGGAAGACACCCUACCGGAAGCUGCCACAUUUCUACCGCACUACUAUACAGCUUUCCACGCUGCUCGAUGUGGAACAAACGCUUGGUCAAAAUGACUACCGAAUGGUGCUGGAACUGCUCGGGUUUCCACCUGAACAGGUACGUUUCUGGGGGAGUCGGUGUAUGAGACCAACCUUAGAGGCUCUGAAUGAAUGGGAUGGAUCGGUUCAAGACUUGGUGGAGGCGCUACAAGAAUGUGAUCGAGUAGAUUGCCUCUCUGUCUUAGUCCAAGCUCUCUUAAAAACACUACAGGAAGGACAAGGUGGAAAGACAACAGGAACUAACAUCUUAACGCAAGAUACGAUUCCCUUAUCUCCGUUUAUAGUGCCGCCAAUCUUAACAGAUGAGGAACUGAAAACUGCCACCUAUAAUCCCGAAGGCUUAACCCAGGAAUGUAAACAAACUACCAAUGGCUGGACUGAUGCAAUAUUCGGGUCAUCUUUCUCAUCUGUGUCAAUACAAGAUGUAACUUCCCAUGAAGAUCUCGUUAACGAUCAGUUCACAAGGGCGCAGGGAUGCUGCACUGGGAGAUUAUCAUCUCAACCGGAUGGUUUGGUGACGUCAAUGUCCUCCAAACCAAAACAUGACUUAGAUUUACUUCUGAAAUCCAGCUUUGAAGUUCCGACGCUGAAUUCUACUUCAAGCCUUGACGCUUCAUCAAAAGGUCGCAAGACAACAGAGUUCAUCUGUAAUUUAGUAGCCUCCGCCGUCAAGCGUUGCCAAUGUAUUUCCAAUAGCGAUGAUCUGACAUGGAUCUCAAACAGUACUGUGUACAUCAACAAUCUCGCACGGACCUACCUCUUUAUUCUAUUCAUCGUAAAUAUCAUCACUUGCGUCUUCAACAGUCGACACACGCCAACUUACACUCUUGAACUCAUCGUAACCUCAAUUCCAGUCUCACAAUCGCUUUAUGUAGAGCGGAACUUACCGAUCUACCGAGAGCUUAUAAGAAAAGUCAAAGAAACAGAAGCCAGUAUGGGGCUGAUCUUAAGGAGUCUCGAGCAGAGAAUUGGACGAUCUUUCUCCAGCGAGAAUGGCGUCCUGCAUGAACUCGAUAAGAGGAAAGCUACUCUUCGUGAACUUAGGGGUGAGGUUAUGCCCCUGUACAGCGAUAUCAGACUCUGCAUCAUCUGUACGUUAGUGACGGAGAUACUGCUGGAGUUUUUUAUACUCGGCGUUGGGUUGAUGUGUUUUAGUGGUCAGGAACUACUGGUUAGAGCAGGGGAUGGUUUCACGUCGUUAGCGAUGGCUUUAUUGUGUAUUGACUGUGUGUAUAACUUCGUUCUCGUAGCAGUGUAUUACCAUGAUAGAACGAUUGACACUGUCAUACAGAGAGAUCGGUUUCAUUUAAACGCAUCAUUAUCGAGUCAGAAAUCAGUCGCUGUAUAAUCAAUGUGAAAAUUAUCAUAUAAUGUCAAACCAAAUCUCAUAAAGCUGUAGAGCAGAAAAUACUGCUUGGUAAAUUUCUUUGCUAAGCAAAAUUUGAGUUGGGCACCAGUCACAGCAUUGUCAA
This is a messenger RNA of Asterias rubens (European starfish), 2163 nucleotides long. RefSeq lists its product as uncharacterized. Gene Ontology annotation, biological process: signal transduction. Lineage: Eukaryota; Metazoa; Echinodermata; Asteroidea; Forcipulatida; Asteriidae. The coding region runs from base 594 to 2039 and encodes 481 amino acids. Gene Ontology annotation, molecular function: protein binding. The transcript is spliced from 4 exons. The record is from RefSeq and is a predicted model, not a curated record.